AUCUUGAUAAAUUUUGCUUCUUUUUGGAAAGGGCUGGUCCGAUCUUGUUCUAUUUGGUGCAGAAAGGUUAAAGGGCUGGGAGUUGGUGGGUUUCUUGGUUCCCAUCUAUCUACUCUCCCAUCUUUGAAAGAGCUAGAUUUGAGUCAAAAUAAUAUUAGUGGAGAAAUUCCUUAUGGUUUGCCCCCGAAUGCAACCUACAUAAACUUGGCUGAGAAUAUUUUUUCUCAGAACAUCCCAUUCUCGUUGUCUUCCCUAAAGUUUCUCAAGCACUUGAAUCUGAGCCAUAAUUCUCUCUUUGGACCCAUCGGAAAUGUUUUUACAGACAUGCAGAGUUUAGAAAUACUGGACUUAUCAUUCAACCACUUUACUGGUGAUCUACCAAGCUCGUUUAGUUCAUUGACAAAUCUUCAUGCACUUUAUUUACAAGAUAAUGAGUUCACUGGAUCUGUUGUUUUUUUAGCAAACCUCCCGCUAUCUAUUCUUUUCCUCGAGAAUAAUCACUUCAGCGGAUAUUUGCCAAAACAAUUGGAAUUUAUUCAGCAAUUGAGGACCAAUGGGAACCUGUUUCAAGGUGGUUACACAUUUCCUCAACAAUUGAGAAACGGAAGUGCUCAUUCCCCUGUGUCAUCAGCUGAUAGGAAUGCCAGUCGUAGCCCUAGAGUUACACCAAGUUCUUUCAGCUUUUCUUCUAUACAAGGGGGUCAUAAUCAGAAAAGAGUAGGCCUGGGAGUGAUGACCAGCACUGUUGGUGGUCUAGUUUUGGUGGCUCUGCUUGCUGCUGCUGCUGCCCUUGUAAACAGUCACAGAUCUCACAAAAGUGCUCUUGAUGGUUCUAAGAGCACUAGUGACUCUUUUCAUUCUCUUCCAGUUACAACACCCUCAGUAUCAGAAGUGAACUUAGAUCGAUGCCCCUGGGUUUCUCCUCGCAUGACUGCUACGAGGCCUCCCUCAGUUCGUUAUGCAAAACCCCAUAGAAUGUCUAAAAGAAAAAGUUCUUCGAGGAGAUCCAGAAAUCUGCUGACUGCAAAGCUUUACUCAGCUUCAGAAAUUCUAACUGCCACAAAUAAUUACAGCGAGGAAAACCUUCUUGGAGAGGGUUUAAUUGGCCAGGUUUACAAAGCUGAAUUUCCUGAUGGGCAGCUGUUAGCUGUCAAAAAGAUUGACCUGGUAGCUCUGGCUGUAUAUGAAGAAGAUGAGUUUCUAGAUGCAGUUUGGAAUAUGUCACGUUUAAGACACCCAAACAUUGCCAAGCUUUUAGGCUAUUCUGUGGAUCAUGGAGAGCAUGUUCUUGUGUAUGAAUAUGCAGGUGGUGGGUCUCUUCAUGAUGUCUUAUUUUCUGCCAAUAAGACGCAUAAGGCUCUUUCGUGGAAAGCUCGGGUGAGGAUUGCCCUUGGUGUUGCCCAUGCAUUGGAGUAUAUGCAUUGGAUAUGCUCUCCUCCCAUGGCCCAUGGAAAUAUGAAGGCAACCAACAUUUUGCUUGAUGAUGAGCUUAUGCCCCAUAUCACUGACUGUGGACUAACUGUGCUAAGGCAUCUCAUUAGCACUAAACCAAAAGCUUCUGAACUGUCCAUGGAUUUUAAUGGUUACACUGCUCCUGAGCUCAAUAUCCCUGGUGUAGAUAAGACCAAAGCUGAUGUAUAUGGUUUUGGAGUAGUUUUGCUGGAGCUCUUGACAGGAAAAAUGGCUUUUGACAGUUCAAGAAGCAAAGAGGAGCAAUAUCUGGUCAAGUGGUCUUCCUUUUGUCUCCAUGACUUCAGCUCAUUGGAAGGGAUUACUGAUCCUACAAUCAAAGGCACCAUACCUUCCAAGGUCCUAUCUCAAUUUGCCGACAUCAUAUUGCUCUGUAUUCAGCCAGAACCCGAAUUCCGUCCACCGAUGACUGAUAUAACUGAAUAUCUGAUCCGUCUUGUCCAUAAAAUGGGUCAUCAUAACCAGUUGAGCUCUGCUAAGGCUUCUGAGCUUGAUGUAUCUGACAUCUCUUUCAAAUCAACUCUGGCCUACUUGGAGCCUCCUCCAUCUUCUCCUAUGUCCACUUAAUGCUCACCAUUGGCAGGAGGAGUGCUGGAUGAUCAUAGAGCAACAGCUUGUAAGGAUGGACAAUUUUUUCCAAGAAAUUUGGUGACACGCCACCCAAGGUAAGAGGAUUCACACUCCAUUAACUGUAAAUAACGGUUUACUGAUAAUUCUGAGAAUCAGUUAUACAUAUGUAGACAAUAGAAACUAGAUGCAAUAUCAGAUGUGACCAAGCCCCCAGCAUUCCGUGAUUAAAUUUGUUGCUGCGCUCUUUUGAGCUAUUUUUCAGUAUUUUAACUUGGAAGCAGAGCCUGGAGCACA
This is a messenger RNA of Phoenix dactylifera (date palm), 2334 nucleotides long. The record is from RefSeq and is a predicted model, not a curated record. Lineage: Eukaryota; Viridiplantae; Streptophyta; Magnoliopsida; Arecales; Arecaceae.